Molecule: messenger RNA, 655 nt
Organism: Contarinia nasturtii (swede midge)
Lineage: Eukaryota; Metazoa; Arthropoda; Insecta; Diptera; Cecidomyiidae
Gene: roh
Exons: 3
Coding region: 140-400 (86 amino acids)
Source: RefSeq, a predicted model, not a curated record
UGUAACCCCAACAGCUAACUUCAUAUCAAUUGAGAUCUUGUCACACUGGGUUCACCGAGAACGACAGCUAGAAAAAAAAUUGCAUAACUUUUUGAUUUUUCUAAGGUUAUUGAAAAUUGUGGUAAAUAAAUCCAGCAGAAUGGCAGAAGAAGCAGCAAAACCAGUCGGAAGACCAAUGAAAUAUCCAUACACUUUCAGUGCUAAAAUCGCACAAUUCCCAUAUAAGUUAUAUUUUACCCAUCCCAACAGUUGGUUGUACAAGUACUGGGCUAUUUCGAUCGUCCUUUGUACUCCAUUCUUCUACAAAAUCCACAAAGCUGUCAACUCACCAGGCAACGUUGCAUUGUGGAAAGAAAAGGAAAGACUAGAAGCUCUCGAACACGAACGCGGACAUCAUUAAACACCAUAGAUGUUUGCCGAUUUUCCUACGUUUCCAAGUAAAUACCAACCAACCGUAUCAAUGAAUACUUUAGAAUAACAACAAUCCGAGGAAAUAUCAUAAAUCAGCAAAUGUGAACAUAUUACAGCAUCAAUCGAGUUUUAAAUUGUUAAUUUUUGAUUGUAUGUAAUGUUGUUCCAUCCAAAAUCCAGAUGAUGUUGUAUAGAAAAUAAUUAAAAAGAUGAAAUAAAUUUUCAAACGUGAAAUAAAACAACA